UCUCCUCCGACGUAGCUUAUCAUCACAACGCCGCUAUCCGUGAACGGCAUCUCGCAAGGAUUCUGCCUGCUACAUAGUCAUACUUAUCUGUCAUGAUUCCCGCGAUGUCCAGGGUUUCCCAUCGGAGAACGCGUGCUACACAGAACGCGUAGAAUCUUCAACACCAUGCGCAUCGCCCGCAGCGCGGAGCUGCUAAAACUUCCAUCGGCUUCGCUAUGGCCACUUCUUCGUCCUUGAGGAUCAAUGCGGAUCGGCUGAACAAGACGCUGCAGAGUACUUGUACGCAAUGGGGUGCGCUUUCGGAACCGUCGACGGGCAUGUGUCGCUUGACGCUCAGCCAGGAGGAUAAGGAGGUGCGGGACUGGCUUGUACAGGAGUGCAAGAGCCUUGGAUGCGGGAUAAAGGUCGACCAGAUUGGCAAUAUUUUCGCCGUACGACCAGGUGUGGCGAACGAUAGGAAGCCGAUCGCGAUGGGCAGCCAUUUGGAUACCCAGCCAGCAGGGGGAAGAUACGACGGCAUCCUCGGCGUCCAAGCGGCGCUUGAAGUCCUCCGCACGUUGCACGACAACAAUAUUCAAACCCACUGCCCGAUCGCGCUUAUAGACUGGACAAACGAGGAAGGCGCGCGGUUUCCUGGAGCCAUGAUGGCUUCCGGUGUGUGGAGUACGAAGAGCUCAACACCGCUAGAAGCCUGCUGGGAUACACUGGACAAGGAGGGAAUGCGGAUGAAGCAAGCGCUUGAGGAGAUCGGAUACCUGGGCGAUACAAAGUGCGAUCACCGCGAGAAUGGACUGGAAUGCCAUUUUGAGCUGCACAUUGAGCAAGGCCCGAUUCUGGAAAGAGAAGGAAAGAGUGUAGGAGUCGUUACAUCCGUGCAAGGCAUGAAGUGGUUUGCGAUCCGCGUGACGGGCGUGGAAGGACAUUCAGGGACCACGCCGAUGCCUGGUCGCUCGGAUGCGCUCGUCAUGGCAUCCCGACUCAUCGCUGCGGUGCGUGAUACUGCGCUCAAGACCGGACUCGGCGUGGCUACGGUGGGAGUCAUCAGGAGUGAUACCUAUAGCCAAGCUACGAUUCCAGCCGGCAUUGACUUCAUAAUCGACAUCCGAUGCUCUACAGACGAAAUGGUUGAUCAACUUGCAACCGCGAUAUUCAAAGCUUUCGACGCAAUCAUCGCCGAGGAGAAGAACGGCACGUCGUACUCUACACAGCGCACGUGGGGCCUUCCGGAGUCGAUAUUUCACCCGCGCUGUAUCGACGCUGUCCGCGCUUCUGCACUUAAGGCAGUUGGCAAGGAUCAAAUCAUGGAUAUGAAGAGUCGUGCUGGUCACGACAGCGCGUGGACCUCGCGCGUCUGUCCCACGAGCAUGAUCUUCGUUCCGAGUAAAGAUGGGAUCAGUCAUAAUCCGCAUGAGUAUACGAGCCCGGAACAUUGUGCGUUGGGUGCGCAGAUAUUGCUAGAUUCGGUACUGUAUUAUGACGAGAGGGUGAAGAAUGGGGAGUACUAGUAACUCUUAAGAUGUAUAAAAUUGACGAAAAUCCUG
Trematosphaeria pertusa is the source of this 1541-nucleotide messenger RNA. RefSeq names its product amidase. NCBI's taxonomy places the organism in Eukaryota, Fungi, Ascomycota, Dothideomycetes, Pleosporales, Trematosphaeriaceae. The transcript has 2 exons. The record is from RefSeq and is a predicted model, not a curated record. Bases 216 to 1505 code for a protein of 429 amino acids. Gene Ontology annotation, molecular function: hydrolase activity, acting on carbon-nitrogen (but not peptide) bonds, in linear amidines.